Molecule: messenger RNA, 969 nt
Organism: Cydia fagiglandana
Lineage: Eukaryota; Metazoa; Arthropoda; Insecta; Lepidoptera; Tortricidae
Exons: 8
Coding region: 1-969 (322 amino acids)
Biological process (GO): sensory perception of taste
Cellular component (GO): membrane
Source: RefSeq, a predicted model, not a curated record
AUGUCGGCGGCCGAUCGUCCCCCUACAGAAUGCGUGGUGGGCGGCGCGUUAUCGCUAGUGCUACGUGCCUCGAGAUGCUCAGGAGUGGCUCCGCUGAGCAUCACCGCCGCGGACGCCGGCUGGCGCGUCGCGGUGUCACCGCCGCUUGACGUCUUGCAGCGCGUUUUCAUGACUGCUCUUAAUCUCGUAUGCCUAGCAGCCCUAAUUCUAGACUUCCAAGAAGAUCCAAGCAAGCGUAUCCGCGUCGGGGAUUCCGCAGUGACGUCAUUUGUUUGGAUCGCCGACCUGGCCCUGGUCCUCGCCAUAGCGAGCCUGGCCGUGUACCGCGGCUCUGCCCGGAUGGAGGAAAUGCUACGGUUGCUGAGAGAGCUGCAGAAGAUCAAUACUGACCUAAAAAACACCGGAUGCGCAAAAGUGGAGAAGAUUGGUGCCAUCGUAAUGACUAGCUUUUUGAUCAGCACCAUAAUGAUUCAGUUUGCUGAGGUCUACCUCAAGACGAAGUUCUUCAUUGAUAAAGGAUACAAUUGGCCUAUAAUGAUAAUGUACAGUUCGUACUAUGUGGCAAACUAUAUGGGUCUGCUGGCGCGGCUACAGUGGGGCUACGUAGCUUUAGGAGUUCACGGCGCCGCGGCUACGGUCAACCAACGGCUACUGCGACUGCACCACGUGAAGUUGAAGUUUGAAGAAAAUGCGACGUUAGAAGCAUACCUGAGUCCUCCGAAGCCUGUAGUGGACUGCUUCACAGAGAGACAUUACGACAUAUCUCCUACAGGGUCGGACUUCGCUGCGUAUCCAUUGCAAGUUCAAUCCAUGGUUCGCCGUCUCGCUUCCUCGUACGGGCACAUCGGCGAGCUGAUGAGACAGAUGAACGAGAGCAACGGCACAAUUAUCAUAGCAAUUCUUAUGGCCGCGUUCCUGCAUCUUGUGGUCACUCCGUACUACCUGUUACUGACUUUGAUGUUCCCAUAG